Molecule: messenger RNA, 468 nt
Organism: Naegleria gruberi
Lineage: Eukaryota; Heterolobosea; Eutetramitea; Acrasida; Naegleriidae
Exons: 1
Biological process (GO): cyclic nucleotide biosynthetic process; intracellular signal transduction
Source: RefSeq, a predicted model, not a curated record
GCUCCAACUGCAAAAGAUGGAGAAUUCCCAAUUAUUUUCACAGAUAUUCAAGAAUCCACCAAGUUAUGGAGUGAAGCAACAGAAGAUAUGAAAAUUUCACUCAAUUUGCACAAUGUCUUGCUGAGAAAAUUAUUGGAAGAAUAUCAAGGAUAUGAAAUCAAAACUCAAGGUGACAGUUUCAUGGUUGCCUUUAAGGAUUAUUUGAAUGCUAUUAGAUGGAUGUUGAGAUCUCAAAGUGAAUUGAUGAAAUUGGAUUGGCCAACUAAUGUAAUGAAUUUCAAAGAAACUGCAUUCAAAGUUGACAAGUUUGGUAACAUUAUCUUUAGAGGAGUGCGUGUUAGAAUGGGAACAGCAAUCUGUAAUCCUGAUGUACAUAAGGAUAACGUUGGUAAAUUGGAUUACUUUGGUAAUUCUGUAAAUUUGAGUGCCAGAGUUGCAAGUGCUGCCAACGGAGGUCAAAUUAUUAUU